This is a messenger RNA of Didymodactylos carnosus, 966 nucleotides long. The record is from the annotation of a GenBank genome assembly. Lineage: Eukaryota; Metazoa; Rotifera; Eurotatoria; Philodinida; Philodinidae.
GAGGAAAGGGUUCUGAGAGCCUUGGAAGUGAUAUUCGUGAUCACCGCGAAAUUCUCUAUCGAAUGGUGUAUGAAGUGUCGAAAAAUAAAUUUCACUGCAAGGCUGCCCUGGGUGCAUCUUACUCAUUAAAAUUAUAUCAAUUUUGUAUACUUCUAGUAUUUAUGCUGGAUAUUUCUAUUUCUAUUGGGUGCUGUAAUUGCAUUGAUUCCGUUACUAAUUCUCUUUUUGAAAAAAGCAAAGUGUGAAACACCUGGACCAGAUCAACCACCAGCAUGGAAUGCAUCGGAUUAUCAAUCAAACGCCGAUUAUUAUAAAACUGUUCAACUUCACGAUUUUACACAAGACGAUAAUCUACGUAUCGAUCGCAUAUCGUCACCCGUUUAUAGUCGAUCUGGCAAAACAAUAAUCUUUUUACGGCAACAAUUUCACAUGCCUGAUUCGAAUUCAUCAUCAACAACGAUUCAUUGGCUCGAUUUAGAAUCUUUAAAAACCGCUCAACUAACUCGUCCAGUCUGGGGUACGAACGAUCAACAAAUCUACUGGGCUGAUGACAAUACUGUUUUGUUCUUAUCUAAUCGUGCCAAAUCGGGUCUAACACAGCUGUUUCAAUUAACAAUACCAACUACUAUUCCUACAGAGUUUCUCGAACCCUAUCAGAUUACGGAUUAUCCAUUGAAUAUCGAUAACCUGUUGGUGAACAAACAGGGAAGUCUAGUAGCAUUCUCGUGUCAAGUGUAUCCUAAAUCGAACAUGGACGAAACUGUUCAGAAACAAUUACAGUGGAAUGAAAAUGGACGCCGUGUUUAUGAAUUUGAUAAGUUAUUUAUUCGUCAUUGGGAUGAAUACAUGACAGGUGUACGAAACCAUCCAUUUCUAAUGAGUAUCAAAAAAGGCGAAGACGGAAAAUACAAAACGACGUCAAAACCGAUUGAUGUCAUGUUCGAUCUCGAUAGUGAUUCUCCCACG